UGUCAUUUUGUUUUCAACUUUCAAACCCAUUUUGCUUUCUCAUUCUCAUUUUCCAUAGAAUCUGAUGAAGAAGAUAAUGAAGAAACCAAUAUUGGAAGAAGAAGAUACCAUUAUAGAGGUGAAACAAGAUUUCAUGGUUUCACCUUCUUCUCAAACUCAAUCAACUCUCAGAACUGCUUAUUUUCUCAAACCCAUUGCAAACUUCAUUCUUAACCCACCACCACCACUAUCUUCUUCUACUACUUCUGUUUUUGAUUCAAAGAAACGUUCUUUUCAAAUCCGUUUUAAUGGCUGGCGCUACCCACGCAACUGGGUUAAGUGGGUUGAUCAACUUCAACUCAAAUAUGAAUCACUAUGGAAGAAAGUUGGAAUCUUUGAUGCUAUUAUGAGUACUAAGAGCUGCAUAAAGAAAGAUCAAAACUUGUUAUGUGGGGUUGUUGACAAAUGGUGUUCUGAGACCAAUACAUUUGUGUUCCCAUUUGGUGAAGCAACAAUAACUUUGGAGGAUGUUAUGGUUUUGGGGGGUUACCCUAUCAUUGGUGAUCCUAUUUUCAAAUCACUUGAAGAUCAGAGAAUGAAAGAGUUGGAGCAGAAGCUCAUCAACAUUGAAGAAAAGGAGAGGGUUAUCAAAACUAUGCCACCUUCCACAUCUGUGUGGAUGACUUUUUUCUUUGGUAAAGGUAGUGAAAUUGAACAUGAAGCAUUUCUUGCUACUUGGUUGUCUAUUUUUGUUUUUCCUCAUAGAUACUUUAUUGUGAAAAGAUCUUUGUUUCCUAUUGCUAUUCGUCUUGCUAGAGGUAAUACUAUUGCUUUGGCACCUGCUGUUUUGGCUAGCUUAUAUAACGAUUUGAGUUUGUUUAAGAAAAAAAUUGUUGAUUUCAAAAAAUUUCCUCUUGAUGUUAAUCUGCAAUCACCCUUUUACUUGGUACAAGCUUGGGUGUGGGAGAGAUUCAUAAAUUUGCAGCCACAACCGAAGUUGAUCAACAAUGGAGACCAUGUAUUGUUGAGGUGGCAUAAGGUUGAAGCGCCCUUGAAAAUUAACCAUGUGAGGUUGGCAUUAGAUUCAUCAACAAUGGAUGAUUUUAUUUGGCGUCCUUAUGUUAGCUAUGCUCAUAAGUGUGGAAUGUUUUACCCGAAUGAUGAAAUUCGGGUACCAUUUAAGAACGAUUUGGUGGAUAAACAAAUGCUCUUAUUUGUCACAUGCUUGAGAGUUUCUGAGCUAGUUGGGUUUGAGUUUAUAGAGCAAUAUCUACCACAUAGAGUUGCUAGGCAAUUUGGAUUUGAUCAAGAUGUUCCUGGUUAUGUGUCCAGACUCAAUGAGACUCAAGUCAUUGCAUGGAAAAAUUACACCAGACCCUUAUCUGAUACAAGUUUAUAUUUUCCAUCUAGGUCUUUUAAAGCUGGUGUUACCACUUGUUAUGAAAAGUGGUGGGAGAAAUCAGUAUUGGGUCCUCAAGGUUUCGUUAAGAAUGAUGUGCCCCGGAAGAGAAUUGCAAGUUCAAAAUAUAGACCACAUGCCAAGGUUCCUAAACUUGUUGGCUGUGGCACUGCUGCUUCUGGAAAAUCUAGUGACGACGGUUCAAAAACUAGCAAGGGUGAUAAUAUUGUUGAUGAUGAUGUUCCUAAACUUGUUGGCUGCACUGUUGCUAUUGAAAAAUCUAGUGAUGAUGGUUCAAAAACUAACAAGGAUGAUAAUAAUACUAUUGGAAAAUCUAGUGAUGAUGGUUUUAAAACUAACAAGGGUGAUAAUAUUGUUGAUGAUGAUGUUCCUUCUGAUUUUGUUCCUAAACUAGUUGGCUGCCAUGUUACUCUUGGAAAAUCUAGUAAUGAUGGUUCAAAAACUAGUAAUGAUGGUUCAAAAACUAGCAAGGGUGGUAUUAUUGUUGAUAAUGAUGUUCCUUCUGUUCAAGAUGGUGAUGGUAUGAAAGCUGGGGAAAAUAUUGCUGCUGAUGGGGGAAAUAAUGUUGUUGAUGACGUUCCUUCUGUUCAAGAUGGUAUGAAAGCUGGGGGAAAUAUUGAUGCUGAUGGGGGAAAUUUUGAUGAUGACGUUGCUUCUGUUCAAGAUGGUAUGAAAAUUGGGGGAAAUAUUGAUGUUGAUGGCGGAAAUGUUGUUGCUGAUGAUGUUCCUUCUGGUUCAAUUCCUGAACAUUUGAAACCUAUGUCCUCCGAAAAUUCUGUUGAAGAUGGUUUGAUAGGUGAGAAAGAUGUUGAUUCUGAUGCUCCAAGUUUACCUCCAAAAGAUAAUACUCUGACUCCUUUGUUAUCGGUCGAGGAUAGUGAGCAUGUAUUGGAAGAUGGGAAUGAGAGCAAUGAUUCAAGGCUGUCAAGAAACAUAAUCGACCAGUAUGAGACUCAAACAGAAAGCUUCAGCUAUUUAUCUGAAGUAAGCAUAGCUGAUCUUGAACAGAGAAUUAGCCGGCUAGAGAGAGUGCAAAGAAAACUAAAGAGAAAAAGAGGAAAGAAUCAAGUGUAAACAUGACUGUUCUUUUUUGGUGCAUGGCUUGGAUCAAAUGGAAGAAUAUUGUAUAUGCAACUUAUGAGUGUGAAGGGUCAUGUAACUUCUAGGGGCAUACCAACUUAAGCUGCAUUGUGCUAUGGUAAAUGUAUUUUGAUAUCUCAAUGGUGGACCGUGUAUUUCUAUUAACUGUUCUAAUUUGUUUUCAGUUAGGACCCUUGACUUAUUUGAUUAUAUUGCUUCUCACUGUUA
This is a messenger RNA of Medicago truncatula (barrel medic), 2707 nucleotides long. RefSeq lists its product as uncharacterized. The record is from RefSeq and is a predicted model, not a curated record. The coding region runs from base 65 to 2473 and encodes 802 amino acids. The transcript is spliced from 2 exons. Lineage: Eukaryota; Viridiplantae; Streptophyta; Magnoliopsida; Fabales; Fabaceae. Gene Ontology annotation, biological process: meristem development; meristem maintenance.